Messenger RNA from Pieris napi, 2745 nucleotides. RefSeq lists its product as uncharacterized. The transcript is spliced from 2 exons. The record is from RefSeq and is a predicted model, not a curated record. The coding region runs from base 749 to 2245 and encodes 498 amino acids. Lineage: Eukaryota; Metazoa; Arthropoda; Insecta; Lepidoptera; Pieridae.
AGUUCUCAAAUUAAGGGCGUAGAACGGAAAAGAAGAACUGGCAAUAAACUCUCCGCCACUCUUUGUAACUCAAUUAAAACAAAUCAGUGGCGCUACAAUCUUUGUAGGUUUGGGACUCAGAUUCAUUCAUUCUGUAUCUCUAAGUAGGUGAUCAGCCUCCUAUGCCUGAUACACGCCGUCGACUUUUUGGGUCUAAGACACGCCGGUUAUCUCACGAUGUUUUGCUUCACCGUUCGAGCGAUUGUUAAAUGCGGUCAUAGGAAGUCUUUUGGUACACAGCCGGGGAUCGAUCCUACGACCUCAGGGAUGAGAGUCGCAUGCUGAAGCCACUAGGGCAAAACUUUUGUUGCAAUUAUGUGCUGGGAUUCGUACCAAAACUGAAAGUAAUCUUACUUUGUUUCGACGAAUAUAAUAAUUAAAUUAUUCAAAUUUAAUACCUGUUUAUCAAUAAUGUGACUAAAGCUUCUUUUUCUAAUUAGUCGGACCUAAUAUAAUUGCUUUGAAAUUUUAAUUACUAAUUAAUUAAUUGUAAUAAUAAUUACCUAAUAAAAGAUUACGUUGAACAAAAGGAUAAGGUUAUUAUAAUUACUUAAUUAGGUUCCUUUAAUAUAUUUUUGAUAAUUAUAUCGUAGUGAUAUAUACGAGUGUAAUUUUGGGAGACUUUCAUUGCUAAUUUGGCAGUUUACGCUAUACUAUGUCUAAAAGCUUCUAGCUCUAAUUUGUUACACCUACAUAAAACGCAAACAAGAUGUGUGUAUUUGCAAUAUUGUGUUUCGCUGCGAUAGCUACCGCACUACCUCUUGAUAAGACAGCUUUCAAUAAUAUUACUGAUAUCCUGAGUACUGAAAAGCUACCAAUAGAAUCAACAAAUUUGCCUCAAUCACAUGAUAAUUUGAAUCAAGGCAAAUUUGUUGCAAGUAAUGUUGAAAACUCUGGUGAACUUAAAAAUAACUCAAAAGACUAUCAUGAUGGGAGGGGAGACACACCUCUGCUUGAUUUGGGUUCAUAUGAGGAACAACAUAAUAAAGAAAAAGAUAUAUCGUUGAAUAGCAACCACGAACCUAUUAUAAAAAAUGAAAAAAUGGAAAACAAUAUGACUAAUGAGUUUGCAGAACCUAAGUCAACUGAUAAUGUUCCAAUCACAGAGACAAACACAGUAUUAGGAGAAAGUACUACUUUAUCUGUCUCUACUGAAAAGGAAGAACAAACAUCAUUAGUAACAUCUAACUCUCUUCAGGAAAUACGAGGAUUAGAAAACCAAAAGACUAUCUCUACGCCUCUACCUCUGAUUGAUAUUCAACACAAACACUUGAAAGAAAAUAUAUUUUCACCAGCACCCAAUUCUGGUCCACAAAACAAACAAGUGUCAGAAACACAAGAGAUAACAUCUUCACCUGUUCCUAAAUCUGAUAGUCAACAAAAAGAACAAGAAUUCAAAAGUGAAGCGAGUAAAGUGAGUGAAGCACCGAAAACGCCUUCAUCAAUUCCUGAAUCUGUAAGUCAACCAAAAGAACAAUUACAAGAUAUAACGACGAAAAGCUUUCCAAAAUCUCAGAUUCAAUCAAAGGGAGAAAUCUCAGUAAGUAAACCAAAAACCACCUCACAUUUACCCGACACUAAAACUCAACAAAGCGGUCAAUCAUUGAAAAAACAAAUAAUGCCUUUUACAAAUUUACUUGCUUCUGGUAAUUCAAAAAGACAAGAAGUAAUAGAAGGUGAACAUAAAAUACAUUCCUCAUUACCUGAAAUUAAAAUUCAACAAAAAGAACAAGUACUAAAAGGAAAAGACAAAACAUCUCCACUGUUAUCAGCAUUCAAUAAUAAAAAAGGACAUGUAAUACCCUUACCUGAUUCUCAUGUUCUACAAAAAGAGCGAGGACCAAAUGCAGAAAAGAGUUAUCUUGCAAAUAAGCUAAAAGGACACAACAUGAAACAAGAACCUAAAGCGGUAGCGCCUGUACACAUACUUGAAAAUCAAAAACAAAAAGUACCAGAAAGGGAAGAGAUCACUUCUUAUCCUAUAUCUGAUAUUGAGAAAGAAGAAGACGAAUUAGGAGAAAUAUAUAAUUGUGCAGAAGAAAGAUACCCUUGGUUUAACGUAGCCGUGCCUCCUCUGUUUUAUGGAAAUGGACUUCAGGCACCUGUUCCGGUAGACCUUUCACCACCUCCAAUUUUCUUACCAUAUCCCAACCCCUUCUUCUAUAAACGCCCGCUUAUAAGAUAUCCUAAUUUUGUGAUUGUUUAAAGAGAGUAUCAAUUAGAAAAUAAAAUUUAAAAUGAAAAAGUUUUUUUUAUACUUUUAACUGCCACUAAACGAGAUUGAUUAUAAUUACGUAACAAAACGUAUAACGUAUCGUUUCGUCUUCGUUAUAUCAGUGGAUUGUAAAAAUAAGUUCAAUUAUAUUUGUGAUUAAUUACCAAUAUACCUAAUUCCAAAAAGGUGUUUGGUAAAAGAUGUUGAAAAAUAUUCUAGAGCAUGUGAUGUUUUUCCAAACUUUAGUAAUGGAAUAAUUCAUUAGCUGUAUUAUCAAUAUUUGAAAUAAAUGGUUGUAGUAAUUAUAAGAGUAUAAAAUGCACUGAAGAACAAAAUCAAUUGAGUAUUGAUUUGUAUUUAUCAAUAAAGGAAUAGCGAUUUUUAGGUAAGACAAUUCAUGUUUAAUUUAAUAAGUUCUAAAAGUGAUGAGCUGUUGAGUAACAGAUUUGCUUGAUAAUAAUAAUCAUUAUUUUCUCCCAAUUAUCUUGAUU